Molecule: messenger RNA, 1185 nt
Organism: Marchantia polymorpha subsp. ruderalis
Lineage: Eukaryota; Viridiplantae; Streptophyta; Marchantiopsida; Marchantiales; Marchantiaceae
Source: the annotation of a GenBank genome assembly
CGAGCUACAACAAAAGAGUUAUUAGAAAAGACCGAAGCUCCCGGUCUGGGGAUACCACUGCCAAGGUGCAAGAGGGAAACUGCGGCAGAUUCUGGAAAUCCUAGAAAAUCCUAGACUUUGUGGAAGACUCGGAGGGAGAAAGAGAAGCUGGGAGCCACGGAAGUAUGGCUGGCUGCACAGACGGUGAUUUGAGUGCAUGCUGCAGUAGCAGCCACCACCCAGCACGAGACAGACGUCGAGGCCAGAGCAGGAGAUUGCAGAGUAGAAGUCAAGAUUUUAAACUGCAGCGAGUGGCGACCAAGGAAGGUUAAGGCGGUGGAGCGGCCUUUCCGUCUUGGCAGGAUGUGACAAGUGAUGGCUACUUCGGGUUCAUUUGAGUGGAAGGGGGUUACCAAGUACUAUAGCAGAAAGAAUUGUACAUUCUGUUUGACUGCAGUUAGUAACGAUGUACUGUUUCCUCCAAUUCCUUGGGAAGUACUACCGAGUAUACUAGAAUAUUGCUAUAAACUGCCAACACCAGAAAGGUUCAUAGUCCGGCUCCCGAGCGAAGACAGAUAUUUCACUCAGGUCCAAUGUCCACCAAAGACCUUGCAAGCUUUCUUGGGUGGCAAUCUCCCCGUUCCUCAUCAGAGCCUCCUGUGGAAGUUUGAAAUAUAUUUUUCAGUCAUAAAAGGUCAGUCCAGUCCACCCGAUCCCAUCGCUAGUAGGACGGGUCUGGACUUUAAGAUAAGAACUAUAUUAAGCAAGUCCACAACAUCCAAAUUGACCUUGUACUGUGACAUAUAUGACGAGGUUCAAACAAGGAGAAUUGUAUCAAGGAGGACUCGUACACAUCUGGAGCUAGAAAGAAGGGAUCCAACACGAAAACGGGAAAAACAUGAGACGCAUCUUCGCAAGCUUUAUGCAGAGCAGGAUUGUCGUGUAAGCGCAGCCCCUUCCGAAACCACAUCAAAGAAUGCUAACCAUAGUUCUACUUUCUCCGACUCCGCAAAGAUGCCUCGCCCGACUCACAGAGAUCAUCAAUUCGAUUCGAUUCAAUUCGAUAUAAUUCGAAUGGGAGCUUUAGUGUCUGGGAAGCAGGUCAUGCUUGGCAACUCCGUGACAUCUCCUUCGUGGAUGACAGCAGCGGGACUGAUUUCGCGAAGAGUGCGCGUGGGAAGGUUAUCGAAACAUGCGUUUCGAUAA